CAUUCUCGUUAUUCAUGAUUUUUCCUUAUUUUGUACGAAAUAUGCGAUACUUGAAAAAAGAAUGGGAUGUCAUUGGACUGGAAAAAAUGAGAAGGAGGAACGAUUUUGCGAGAGUUCAGGACGCGGUGGUUGCUUGGAUAAUUGGAAUGCUGGUGUUGUUGAUAGUUUUGGGUUUUCUUUGGAUUAGAGGAUGGAGCAUUUGGCAAAAGAAAAAGAUCUCGGCAGUUAUUAAUAAUCAACUAGCAGAUUUCGUCAUAAUUGAACAAUUAGAUUUUGCAACUGAAACAAAAUCACAGCGAAAAUUGAACACUAUUUCAGAAAUUUCUAUAAAACCAACAUCCCGUACAAAUACAACACUAAACAACAGCAUUCAAAAUCAGAGUAGUAAUAGUAGCAGUAUUAAUAUUGAUGGAAGUGGUAUAUGGAGUGGUGGAUGUACCGAUGAAAAACGCGUCACUUUGAAGGUUGGACAACUUUUGCAGAUGUUACCGAGUGAGCAGAAACCAACAAAAUAUCAACAGAAACUCACUGCGAACGAAUGGUUCAACACCUGUCAGACGAAUGGUCUAUCAAACUCAAAAAAAAUACCUCUAAUCCUUCCAACAUCACCAACGUGGUCAGAUUCCGAAAUAGCAUUGGGUCAUGUCACGACGAAGACAAGGAACCUACGAUUGGUCGAUGAAAUGGAAUUGCAAGAAUUGGAAAUAGCAGAUAUUGCUUGUGGUGUAAACCACUCAACUGAUGGCCGUACGGCAAUGAGCAUAUAUAUGCGGGGGGCUCAAUUAUUGGAUCCAAAUGAAUAUACAUCAAAAACCAUCCUAAUUCCGUUCUUUGAAAAUAUUAUAACAGCUCGCGGCAAGCAUGCACUACUCAAGUGCGUUUUAGAAAACGGAGCAAAGAAAAUAGCAUCGAAUAAGGCUCCAGCACGUCGGAAGAUCUCAAACCUUUAG
Ambispora gerdemannii is the source of this 950-nucleotide messenger RNA. Lineage: Eukaryota; Fungi; Glomeromycota; Glomeromycetes; Archaeosporales; Ambisporaceae. The record is from the annotation of a GenBank genome assembly.